AUGCAAGAACCCCACGCAAUUGGCGUCCGCCCAAAUGGACGUCCCCAAUCAUUCCAUGUGAAUCACGACAGCCGGAAGCCGUUAUUCGGACGGCCAGAGGACAACAAUGAAAAUGGAUUACAUCUAUACACGGCGAGGACACCGGGCUUUUCGAGGAUAGGAAUGGGAGCGUCUGCGAACGUGGGCGGCGACAACAACGCGACGGCGCUGCGGAAGCCGAGGCCCAUCUCCGAGAACUUCACCUCGACCCGAGACCAGGCAAAUGCUAAUGCCAAUUCCAGCGUGCUCUCUUCUGGAGGCACCCGAAUCCCCCGACUCAACAGCCUGUCGCAGACGCGCCGAAAGCCCAUAUCUCUGCGCAAGGCCAUGGAGCUCGCAGAAGGCGAGGAAGAAGCAGCAAAGCUGAUGCUCGAGGCGGGCCUCGAUGAUCCAGUUGCUGUCGAAGGCUCGCCCAGUCCAGCGCCGAGGCCUUGGAGGAUGAGGACCGCCUCAGAAGUAUCGGAGAUGCAGCGAGUGCUCGGGGCCGACCAUCUGGACACUAAGGGGCGCAGCAAGAUUCCGUCGGCGCGCAACUCCAACCUCAGCGCAACACUUGUGGGAGGCAGGGAAGGAGCAAUAUCGCCAGCCAGGGCCUCAGGAGCCACCCGCCUCAACGGCAGCGACGGCCUCAUGCGACAACGAUCCACCGAAGACGCCACCGCUACCACCGCCAGCGGCACCAGCGGGCUUCCUGAACUGGUCCCCGGCAUCGAGGAUAUCCCACUAACUUCGAUCGAUCCUGCCCUCUCCGCGGCAACGCUCGUCCAGCGAUCUUCCCCGGAUAAGAGCUUCGCCUGGCAGAUGGAUGAAGAUUUCACCGAAGGCGAGUUGCAAAUAUCCGACAGUCCACGCGUUAGGGUCGGGACUCGGCCAUUUGCAAGUCGCCUCGGAUUCCGCGAGGAUGGAAAGCAAGACUUUGAUAGCCUGCCCCGUCUCGCCAACCCGGGGUCUCGCAACAACAAACUCGACGAAAUCAGGUCGCUCGAGCUCCGCACAAACGGUAGCCAGAUACCGCUGGCAAGCCCAGCACGACUGAGACCACCAAAUACAAAACUAGACGACAUACGCACAAGGGAAAGCCAGGUAGAGCGGCAGAUCCCGCUCGCCAGCCGACACCUUGACGGACUAAGAAACAACACCAAAAUAGACGACAUCCGCCAGCGAGAGGCCGACGGGGUGUCGAAGCGGGCAUUUGCAGCCGCCCGCCUCCAGGAAAUCAAGGAGCAGAAUUCCAUGGCACGUCCUCGCUCCCCCGACGAAGAGUCCAAGCCUCGCCCAACUUUUGGACUGGCGCGACGACGUCUGGCAAGGCAAGAGGCAGUUGACGAGGUAAAGAAGGAGGAAUUGCCACCACUGUUGCGCCCAAGGACGUCUUUUGGAGGGGCUGAGGCUGGCCGGCAGAUACGAGAUACACCCGUGACAAUCUUUAGCCGGGAUGUGAGGCGCGUAGAAGAGGAGGUGGGCAGGGAUAACGCAGCAUUACGAUUCCAGGAGCCAGAGAAAAAGCUGGACAGCUGGGAGCAGAAAUGGGAGAGUCUGCUGGCAAAGCCCAAAGCCUAUGAAAGGCAGCCUGAUGACCGAGAGCUGCUGCGCCGGCUGGCAAGGGCUGCCAGCGCCAGCCCGCCACCUGAAGACGAGCCCAGAACAAAACAGCUACCCACUCCUCCGCCAGGCGACGAAGAAGUCAAACAAACCACCACCAAAUCAAUCGCCGACAGGAUCGCGUCUCGCCUGUUUUCGAGACGUGCUUCUACCGGUGAUAAAUCCGCUGCUGAGACAACAACUACUACUACGGCGACAACGACCGACAUCAAGGAUUCCGAAAAGUCAAAGCCUACCGUGGGAUUCACUGGCCUGCAGCGCUCGCGAUCAGUUGAAUCCGCUAAGAGCAAACGAUCCAGCAUGCAGUCAGAACCAGACCCGACGGCUAGGAUAGAGGCGGAGAUGAAGUUGUUUGCGCCAUCAGACAACCAAUCUGAACGAGGCUCGAUACGUGCGCCAUCUCCGCCUCCUGACGACUCGGACGAGGGCGACAAUGGGCUAAGCAAGGCUCCAGCGUUGGAACUGACUCCAAAGCCCUCCAAACCUGACCCCUUGUCCAUGCCGACCCCGAGAGUCACGGGCGCCUAUGUCGAAACGCCGGUGUCGAUCAAGACCGAAAAGCUAGAGCUGAAGCCCGAACUGCCUGCUCCAAAGCUGCAAUUAGAGGGCAAGGCACCUGUAAAGACAUCUGCAGAGCCUCCCGCUCCGCUCUUCCGGGACAGGAAGCCAAGCUUCUCCUCAUGGAGGAGCAAGGAGAGAAGCCAAGAUCAGGACACGGCUUCAGAUCCUGGCACGACUGACGAUGGCGGCGAUAUUGCGUUGGCGUUGGCGGCAGCAAAGAAACCGCGGGCGAAAUCGCUGCCUCGGCGCAGGCCGCCCAUGAAGAAUUCGGCCAGGCCUCCCUCUGCCAAAGAUGAUCUGAUGGAGCUGCGCCGCGAAUACGACAUGGAGGACUCGACAUUUGACGACCUGGACGAGUUUAUUGCCAACGCCAAAAGGGCAGCCCAGCUGGCCGUGCCAAAGAGCGAUCCCCUUCCUCUAUCCACAGCAACCGACGACCUUGAUCUGGAACUUGAAUCAGAGUCUGACCCCUCUGAUGCGAUUAAGAGCGAGGACCAAAAGGACGGCGAGAUGGCUGCCUUUGAGAGAAUGAACAAGUCUCUGCAAACAGGCCUCUUGAGGAUCCGUUCGGCCAAGCAGGGCAUAGAGCGCUUCGAGGAUCGCUUCGAUCGCUACUCCCGAGCUCAGUCGGCGGACACAAAACCCGUGGCGCCACAGAAGAAAAUUACAAGAACCUUGACCCAAGCACCCAAGGGCCACGCGCAUCACAACCACAAGAGUCCCACAGAAGGUUGUCCGUACUGUAAAUCAUCGUCAUCAACGGGCUCUUCCACCGCCGUCACGUAUCUUCAUCUCGCAUUGCCGCGGCUGUUCCACCGAACUCCUACCUUUCAUCUUACUUGGCUGGGCGUGUUCACCCUGAUCCUCUCCAUGUGGUAUGCUGCCGAGUCAACCAUGUGCUCCAUGUACUGCCGCCCAACAACCUGUCCCGCCUCCAAGUCGCCCUGCGUCUGGUCCUUUGACGACCCGACGGAUUUCGGAACGGCCUUGCCCAUUAAGCUCGACCAAUGGAUCACUGGCGGACAAGGACGUCAGCUGGCAUCAUUCGCAUACGAGGAAACGUACGACUGGAUUGCCGACAUGCAGGACCUCGCUCUGGGACGCGACGCCACCAAGGUGGACAUGGAGACGCUCUCUCCUGAGCAGAAGCGCCGACAUAGACGUCGUCUCCGGAAGAAGGGCCUCGUGGCUUCUGCCAGAGAACCACUGCCGGAGGAGAAGGCGAAGUGGGACGAGUGGCGAGCGGCACGGCUGGCGAAGCAAAAGGCUGAGGAGACGAGGCAGAAGGGCCAUGUAGUGAAUGACGAGAAGCCCAAGUCCAAGCCUAAACCUGCGGACCAAGAGGAGGAGCAGGGAUGGGUGAAGAUCAAGGGAUGGAGGUGA
Molecule: messenger RNA, 3585 nt
Organism: Trichoderma virens Gv29-8
Lineage: Eukaryota; Fungi; Ascomycota; Sordariomycetes; Hypocreales; Hypocreaceae
Exons: 3
Coding region: 1-3585 (1194 amino acids)
Source: RefSeq, a predicted model, not a curated record